Pristis pectinata (smalltooth sawfish) is the source of this 1704-nucleotide messenger RNA. It is a transcript of the gene tyr, whose product is annotated as tyrosinase. Bases 1 to 1608 code for a protein of 535 amino acids. The record is from RefSeq and is a predicted model, not a curated record. Gene Ontology annotation, biological process: melanin biosynthetic process; pigmentation. NCBI's taxonomy places the organism in Eukaryota, Metazoa, Chordata, Chondrichthyes, Rhinopristiformes, Pristidae. The transcript is spliced from 5 exons. Gene Ontology annotation, molecular function: tyrosinase activity.
AUGAGACCACCCCAAAACGUGGCCGUUGUGUUUCACUUCGUUCUGAGCCUUUCCGAACUCUCCUUUUCGCAAUUCCCUCGAGCAUGUACCUCUGCGGACACACUCACCAGGAAGGAGUGUUGUCCAGUUUGGAACGGGGAUGGGUCUCCGUGCGGGCAGCUUUCUGGCAGAGGAUCGUGUGAAGAUGUGUCAGUAAUCUCCACCCCACAAGGAACUCAGUUCCCAUUCUCGGGGGUGGAUGACCGUGAAAACUGGCCAGCGGUCUUCUACAACAGGACUUGCCAAUGCAACAAAAACUUCAUGGGCGUGAAUUGUGGAGACUGCAGGUUUGGCUUUAUUGGUGCAAAUUGCACGAAGCAACACAUGUCCAUUAGGAAAAAUAUAUUCGACCUCACCAUCGCAGAGAAGAAUCAGUUUUUUGCCUAUCUCAACCUCGCUAAAUAUACCAUCAGUGAGAACUAUCAGAUCGCCACGGGAACAUACGCCCAAAUGAAUAAUGGCUCAAAUCCCAUGUUCAGAGACGUGAGUGUCUACAAUCUGUUUGUUUGGAUGCACUACUACACCUCCAGAGACACUCUGCUGGGGGUGUCCGGUGUUUGGACAGAUAUUGACUUUGCCCAUGAAGGCCCAGGAUUCCUCACCUGGCACAGAGCCUACAUGUUGCUGUGGGAACAUGAACUCAGGAAGACAGUGAACAAUGACAACUUUACCAUCCCCUACUGGGACUGGAGAGAUUCACAAGACUGUACCAUCUGUACUGAUGAGUAUAUGGGGGGCCGCCAUUCCACAAACCCCAACCUUCUCAGCUUGGCUUCCAUCUUUUCUGCAUGGCAGGUGAUUUGCACCAGACCAGAUGAUUAUAAUCGCCGUGGAGUUCUAUGUGAUGGCUCUCCUGAAGGACCCAUUCAGCGAAAUCCAGGGAACCAGGAUCGCAGUCGGACGCCAAAGCUUCCAAGCUCAUUGGAAGUGGAAUUUUGUUUAAGUCUGGCUGAAUAUGAAACUCCGCCCUUUAAUAAGUUCGCCAAUUACAGCUUCCGGAAUACGUUGGAAGGUUUUGCCAACCCAGGCGAUGGGAUAGCUAAUGUAUCACAGAGCAGCCUGCAUAAUGCCCUACACAUUUACAUGAAUGGAUCGAUGUCCCGAGUCGGUGGUUCGGCAAAUGACCCAAUCUUUUUACUUCAUCAUGCUUUUAUUGACAGCAUAUAUGAGCAAUGGUUACGGAGACACCAGCCACUUCAGAUGACUUUCCCAGCAGCUAAUACACCAAUAGGCCACAGCCGUGACUAUUACAUGGUGCCCUUCAUUCCAAUUUACAGAAAUAUUGAAUUCUUUGUUUCAACAAGAGAACUUGGAUAUGAUUAUGAUUAUUUGGUUGAAUCAGUACCACCUUCAGUUUCAGCAAUUCUGGCCUUCUAUCUACAAGAAGCCAAGCAGAUCUGGCCUUGGCUGUUAAGUGCUGGAGUGGUUGGCUGCUUGGUGACUGCACUGUUAAACUGCAUUAUUAUACAGAAUUGUAAGAAGAAAGAGAUCUCUACCUUUGAAGAGAGACAGCCACUGCUCAAUACUCGUGAUGAAUACCAGGGCGUAAGCUACCAAACAUCUAUCUAAAUUGUCUGUUCAACACAAAAGUAAUGGCACGAAUAAAAGUGCAAAUCAUUUGUGAAAUGACUAUCACACUCUACCUGAAGCCAUAAAAUUGUUUCA